Messenger RNA from Rotaria sp. Silwood1, 1593 nucleotides. Lineage: Eukaryota; Metazoa; Rotifera; Eurotatoria; Philodinida; Philodinidae. The record is from the annotation of a GenBank genome assembly.
AUGCCACCAUCAUUACGUAAUACAUCACCUAAUUCACGUAGUCUCCCGUUAGACUUUAAUUUAGAAGCAACACGUAGUGCUCCACCUGAUGCAUUACCACAACGACAAAUCAUUGCAUCAGGAAAUACUACACAACCAUUUCUUGUUAAUCAAAAUGAUCAAGUUCAAGAACAACAACAACAAAAUGGAAGAGAGCAGAUAACAACAACAACAACGACAGCAUCGUUUAGACGUCGACAACGUCGGCUUCGACAACAACGAUAUCGUCAGGCAAAUGUUGUUAGUAAUAAUCGUUUUGCGGCAUUGGUUGAUGAAAACGUAAGUAACGAUGGCGAUAAUAAUAAUAAUAAUAAUGAUGACGAUGAACCAAUAAUUAUUAAACAGAAGUAUAAGAAAAAUACUCGUCGUUAUCUCUUGCCAGAUCAAAUGCUUAAAUGGUUUGAUAGUUUUUCAAGAACGACAAAGCCAAUAGUUUCUCAACGUGCUAAUCAAGCUUAUCUUCUAGGAACAGCUUCCAUUUAUGAUGCAUGGGUCAGAGAUAAUUAUGAAUUACAACUCUGGCAAGCUUAUUUAAAAAUGGGUACUGAGAAAAAACAUUGGGCCAAAGAAGUCGUUCGACGGACAAAACAACGUGACGAUAUUGCAAAUAGUCGAUUUAUACAAAAGAAAAUUAAUCGAUUAUUAGCUAAUAUUGCUAAAGCAAAUGCUACAAUUAUUGAUUUUCAAUUACAAUUGAUUGAUUAUUGGUCGUAUGCAAAUUCAGAUGCAUUAGCACAAAGAGUAGCUACAUUGAUAGCAGAAAAAGAAAAGACCAAUCAAUCAAAUGCACAAAUUGCGAGUUCGGCUCCUAUAACGACAACUACUACAGCUCCCAGUGCGAUAACAACUUCUAAUGUUUAUAAAGAUCCAGUUCGUGAAACUGUAGAUAGAAUUGAAUCUCAAAUAUUAGAUUACAUCUAUAAGAAUACAUCACAUGUUAAAAAGAUGUUUCUAAGUCGUAUUCAAUUAGCUAAAGCUGAAAUGGAAGAAUUCAAGGCUUUAGAAGAUUUCGAACAAGCAGCCACUCCAUCUCAAUGGAAUAUUCAUUUGAUGUUAAAAUCAAAAGUAAAGUUAUAUUCCACAAAGAAUAAAAAUUAUAGCGUGGCUACGAAACGUCUUGAAUAUGAUAUUCUUCCAAAAUUUAUUGAUAAAAUUGAUUUCUCAUUUAAAAUUGAUGAAUCCAUAGUUGGUAAAGAUGAAGCACAAGCCAUGUAUGAUCAAAUGCGCAAAACUACUAAAGAUUUUCGUACUCAAGCUAUGACAUUAUAUAUUCAAUCAUUAGCUCGAGAACAUGAAUUAUUAUCUAACGAAAUUAAACGUACUAUUGAACAUUUUCCAAAAGAUAAUGAUGAAGGUUUUGACGCUGAAGCUGGCUAUGCAUCAUUCAAACAUUACCAUGAAUUACGUGAAAAACGUUUAAACUUAGAACUUGAACAAUCGCUUCAUUUUUUAGAAGUACAAAGAGUCGAGGGCGAAAGCAACAAUCAACAAGAAGAAAUAAUUGCCCCGACUCCUCUUCGAGUACUUGGCCCGGAGUUCUUGCUCCAACAAUAA